GGCUAUGCAACCCCUCUGGAUGCUAUGAAAGGUCCCAGAGAGAGGAUCAUCUACAUUCCCUGCAUCUUAACCGGCUCUGGCACCCAAGCACCCGAUUACCUUGCUACAGUGGAUGUAGAUCCUGAAUCUCCAUCUUAUUGCAAGGUGAUCCACCGCGUGCACAUGCCUUACAUUGACGACGAACUCCACCACUCUGGGUGGAACGCCUGCAGCAGCUGUUUCGGGGAUACCACCAAGAAGCGGAACAGACUGGUACUUCCUUGUCUCGGCUCCUCUCGCAUCUAUGUGGUGGACACUGGGACUGACCAGAGGGCCCCCAGGCUACACACGGUGAUUGAACCAAGGGAAAUUUUCCAGAAAUGCGGCUUGGCUUUUGUACACACCUCUCACUGCCUGGGCAGCGGGGAAGUCAUGAUCAGCGCGAUCGGGGACCCUCGCGGCAACGGAAAAGGGGGCUUUGCCCUUCUAGAUGCAGAGACCUUUGAAGUGAAGGGGAACUGGGAGAGGCCCACGCAAGCAGCCCCCCAAGGGUACGAUUUCUGGUACCAGCCAAGGCACAACGUCAUGAUCAGCACCGAAUGGGGGGUGCCGAAGUUCUUUGUCAAUGGGUUCAACCCAGCAGACCUGGGGAAAGGGCGCUACGGCCGUCGCCUGAACGUCUGGGACUGGACCACCCGCUGCCUCGUCCAGUCGAUUGAUUUAGGGGAGGAUUCCACCCCUUUUGAGAUCCGGUUCCUGCACAAUCCCAACGCCGCGCAUGCGAUGGUGUGCUGCGCAGUUCCAAGUGCCAUCUUUCAUAUCUUCAAGACACAGGAUGGAUGUUGGACGGCACAGAAAGUGAUCCAGGUUCCAAGCAAGAAAGUGUCAGGAUGGUUAUUACCUGAAAUGCCAGCUUUUACCACCGACAUUGUCAUUUCAUUGGAUGACCGGUUCCUGUAUGCAAGCAACUUCAUACAUGGCGACAUCCGUCAGUAUGACAUCACUGACCCUUUCUCUCCCAGGCUGGUUGGCCAGGUGUUUCUGGGGGGCAGCAUCCCAAAAGGCGGGGUGGUCACCGUCCUUGAAGAUCCAGAGUUGGAUGGCCAACCUGAUCCUUUUAUGAUCCAAGGAAGGAGAGUCUACGGGGGACCCCAAAUGCUUCAGCUCAGCUUGGACGGCAAGAGACUUUACGUCAGUAAUAGUCUGUACACUCCUUGGGACAAGCAGUUUUACCCCGAAUUGGUCAGGGAAGGCUCCGUCAUGCUGCAGAUUGACGUGGACACGGAACAUGGCGGUCUGUGCUUGAAUGAGGAUUUCCUGGUGGAUUUUGGGAAGGAGCCCUGCGGUCCUGCUCGGGCUCAUGAGAUGCGCUACCCUGGGGGAGACUGCACUUCGGAUAUCUGGCUGUAG
This is a messenger RNA of Euleptes europaea (tarantolino), 1389 nucleotides long. Its product is annotated as methanethiol oxidase-like. Gene Ontology annotation, molecular function: protein binding; selenium binding. The coding region runs from base 25 to 1389 and encodes 454 amino acids. NCBI's taxonomy places the organism in Eukaryota, Metazoa, Chordata, Lepidosauria, Squamata, Sphaerodactylidae. The transcript has 11 exons. The record is from RefSeq and is a predicted model, not a curated record.